GUGGUUUAUGUGAAAGAGCUGAGCGAAGGCAGCGCGCAUCGUAUUGGCAUAUCUCCUCCCGCUCUGUUGUGAUUAGUGUGGGUGCCUGCGUCACGGUUGUCCAGUCGUCGAACGCCAUACCGGCCGCCUCACGCUGGCGCCUUCCCUUCUACCUCCUCAAGUAUCCGAUUCCUUUCCAUCGAUAUAUAUACCUACAGUUGUGUUACUCCGGGUGAGUGUCGACGGCUGUUCGAGGGCGGUCUCUGUUCCAGGUACGCAUUCGCCACGGUCACCCGACGGUGGCUUCCUCAAAGGCGUGCCGCCUCGCAGCAGUCCAGAUCUCUGCUGGCGCACACCGCUGUCGUUUCUUAUACAUCUAACACGAACGGUGUAGUUGGAUUUGUUGUUGCUAAGAAAAGGAAGAUAAAACGCACAGCCGAAGUGUGCAUCACACUGAGCUCUCAUAAGUACUUCACUUCUACGCGCGAAAGAAGCGUCGUAUAUAUUUUUUCUCUUUUGGUAGUUACCUGCUUAGUUAAAUACAUUUUUGUGAAGGAAAGUAGAAGAGUAGAAGAAGGAGAAGGGAGAAGAAACGCAUACCCCUGCGAGCACUCUGCGCGAGAACUGCGUGUUCCUUUAAGGGCGACUGAUCAGCCUUGCCGGCGCACGUCACACACACGAGAUCCCUCUUCUAUUUCGUACUGCGUCCGUCCUUCUUGCAUCGAAGGAAAGGGGCGAUUCAAAACAAAGCAAGAGAAAGGGAGUGUUAUAAAACUCUUAAAAAAUGAAAGAAGAGGCAAAGAAGCACGGCCUCGUCAUGGACCGUCCUUCUGGCGACCGCACGGUUUCCUUCCGCCCCCACCUCGCAGGACCACUGCCCAGCUACACCACCAGCAACGGCAGCACCCUCGACACGGAUGCCUCGCCGCGCAUCCCGAGCACCGUCACACAGGGCUAUGCCCCGCUGAGCCCUUCUACCAGUGCCCUGCGCACACGGCGUGUGGCGUCGCAUCGACGUCUGCAAGGUGGCAGUCCAGGCCGGGGCAGCGGCAGCACACGCUCCGACGUCAGCUUCGAGGCCCCGGCGCAGCUCGCCACACUGCUGCAGCGCAGCGGGUCACCGUCGGUCACGACGAUCAUACCACCCCAACUGCGCAGCGUGGACUCGAUGGCGGACAUCGUGUCGGCGGCGCCCCCGAUGAUGCAAAGCCCUGCCGGUCCUUACUUCGACAGCGCCUCCCCCACCACCGUGGGUCGCGACAACGCCAUGAUGCAGGAACUCAUCGCCCUCCAGCAGCAACAGCAGAGCAAUCUGAAAGGGGUCACCGUGAUUUACCCGCAAAGGGUCUCGCCCACAGAAGGGCACGGGCGCAUGCCGGACUUCCCCAGCCCGCACGACGCCCAGUCCAUCGGCGAGGACAGCGCAAAUGAAGACCGUGUACAGGUGCGCGUGGAGGGCUACUACGACGGCGCCAAUGUGAAUGUGCUAAUCCCAAACGACCUGCCGCCGAGCACGCUGCUGUACGUCCUUACCGCCUCGGACGGGCGUGACUUAAUGUUCAAGCUAACACAGUACAGUCUGCAGCUCGCUAUUUGCUUCCUGAAGAUGCCCUCGCUGUUCUCGCCCGAGGUGCAGGUCUUCACCGGUCCGUGGGCGGAGCGCCUCUACCGCAACUACAACACCAUCCGCCACGGCCGCAGCCUCUUCAAGAUGGGGCGGGGGUUGCUAAACGUAUUCACGGUGCAGGCGGUGUGCGAGCGAAUGUGGAUGAGGUACGAGAACGCCAUCUCGCGCCAGAGCUGCGGCGUCCUGCUGCCGGUGGUGACGCGAGUGGAGCAAGUGCUGUUGAUGCUGGGUGCAUCGCCAGUGUGGGGACGUGCCAUGUCCCGGCAGCUCUUGCAUUGGUCUCAGGCGGCUGAGCUUACGCCGGGGCAGGGCCGGCUGGAGGAAUCGCCGGAGGCAAUGGCGAUGGACCGGCGUAUUCAGGAGCGCAUGCAGGGCAAGAAGGACAGCAUCUACCCCGGUGCGCUGCUGGCGGACGACACCUUCAUGCACAUCUCAGAGGUAGAGCGUGGGGAGCCGGGCAGCGGUGGUGCAGGUGGCGGCAACAAAGCUGGUACUUCAGGCAAGCAGGAGGACGCCGAUCGCAGCGGCCUUCUCCAACGGAUGGCGAACGCCAGCUUUACCGACCUCGCCAUUCACACGGCAAUGAAUGCGAUCGGCAUUUCCGUGCCGCGCGGGGGGCCGUCGGCCGGGCCGAGGAACUUCGCCGCCUCCCCGCCGCCGUCGCAGCCUGUCCUGCCACACAGCCCGGCAGACGAGGAGAGCACGUCGCCAGAGCACUCGAGCAAGGCGUCGCCGCGCAGCUUCCGCGGUGCCUUCCCUUCGCCGACCUCCCCGGCCACCAACGAUGCAACCUCCGCCGCGACACCCGCGUCAGAUGCGAAGGGCAGCACGGACUCGACAAAGGAGCCAGCGAAGGGCACCGCACCAACGACCUCGAACACGGCGAACGGCCCAGACCCGAUCACGGUUGAUCAGGCAGGAAGGACGCCAGCGACGACGGAGGCGACGUCGACGGUGGCGUCCACCGGCAAACAGCGCGUUGACACGUCCACCAGCUCCUCGGCGGACGACGGGUCCGGGCCAAUAGAGCACGCGGAAGCCCCGCCGUAUGUGCAGGGCACCUUGCCGGAGUUCCCGCAGCACGACCACCUGCCUGGCAUGACGCCGUCCAAGACGACAACCGCCACCACCGCCACCGCCACCCAACCCAUGAUGGACUCGUACAACGUCGCCGAGGGAGAGGAGGACGGUGGACGCACGACGCUGCUCCGGCCGCUGACCCGGCCCACCCGUCGCUCCUCCACCACCGACCCAGAUGGAAGCAUCACGGGCGACGAGGGCCCGUCCUCCAUGCCGAAUGCCGCCGGGCCCCACUUCGCCGGAGAGCCGAUGUCGAUGAUGGACAACUGGCGGCCCGCGAUGGCGCCGACUGUACCGCCGAGUCAGUCGGAUGAAUACGGCUACGGCACGACACCGGGCUUUGCGGACCACGCCGGCCACCUCUCCCCCACCUCCCCCAGCCCGCCCCCGCAGUCAUCAGGGAAGAAGGCAAAGGACUGCAACGGCGUUGCUGCGCGGUCGAAGAAGGCGCCGGUGCGCAGCUCGGACAGGGACACCGCAACUGCUGCUGCCGCCGCUGUUAGUAGUACCAGUAGUAUGGAUGACGGUGCGGCACUAGACGGAAAUCUGGCAUCCGCGAAACACGCGCAUGAAGAACAGCGCCGCCCCAAGAGGGAGUGCCCGCCCUUCGAAACGGACCCCGCGCUGCAGGCGCCGCCCGCCCCGGGCCCCGCCGGAUCCCCCGUCUCCCCCUCGUCCUCCCUCUCUGCGACGCCGAAGCAGGCCGUCAACGAGGAGCUGAACGAGAGCGACAUGAGUAUUCUCUCCUCCGAGGCAAACAGCAGCUUCCACGUCCGCCCUGGUGGGGUGAGUAGGACGAUGACGGCGUGGCUGAACGAGCUGCAGCCGGCCUCCGCGGCCCUGCCGGCACGUCUGCGGAAGGGAAUAAUGCAGUUCAAUCCCGUCCUCAUGACGUUGCUCGGUAUCCGCAACGUCGCAGCGGGGCUGCGGCGCUUCCUGCGCGACGCCACCCUCAUCUCGUCGGAGCGCUUAACGGCCGUCACCUUUAUUGAGGUGCACCGCCGCAGCAUCACACGAUUCAUCAACCGCUGCUGGUUUAUCAUCUCCGUGAUCGACCUCCUCCUCAACACGGUUCGCCUGCUGCAGCCGGGCUGGACCAAGUACGCGACGGCGCGGCAGAACAUCCGAUGCCGCUGCGGCUGCCAGGGCGACGACGACCCGGCCGACACGGUCUUCCGCACCCACGGCUUCAUCGCCCGUCGCAAGACCGAUCUCUUCUUCCCUCCGCUGAACCUCGACUACGGGGCACCGGUGGUGUCGAGCAUCGCCUACGUUGAGGCGGCCGACCCAGCACGACUCAUGCCCGCCUGUAGCCGCUGUGGGUGCUUGUACAAGGAGCUGCCCUGCGAGGCGGCCGCGUUUGAGGGGGAGGGGGGAGACGAGGACGAGGCGGCGGCCACGUCCUCCACGGCAGGGGGACCAGCUCCUCUGCCCAUCGCCACAGGCGGCAGCGCCGCACAUCCCCGCCCCAGUCCCUUCUUGGUGCCGAGUGGACACCCCUCCCGAACCCUCAGCGACACCGGCGACAACUCCUUCGCCAUCGGUGCCAUGCAGCGCGAGAAGCCGAGGUGGGUGCAGAUGUACGAGGCGGAGGUGCACGAGGCGGAGGAGGCGCGGCGCCGCACGGCCGCCAAAACGGCAACGCCGGAUGCCGCCGGCGCCGGUGGUAGUGGUGGUGGCCGUGGCAACAUGGCGCGUCGUGCAACGCAGAAGCCCAGUAGCGACACCAAAGCCAACGCCGACGCAGACGGGGCAGGUCGCACGACAGCGGCGGAGCUGGUGGAUCUGGCGCCGCCGCCCCCCAUGGGCAACACCGCAGUGCGUCCCCUCCACCCGCAGCCGAGCCGAGACACGAACGACGCCUUCGUCCCCGGCGAGGCGGCGGCGGCGGCGGAAGGCCCUAGCAAAGGCACCACCGGCAUCCUCUUUGUACCGUGGAUGAUGCGGAAGUUCUUCGACUACGUGUGGCUGCUGCGCGUGCACCCGAACCUGACGGCGACCAUUCUGCUUGAGGCGCGCUACCUGGCGGAGUUCUAUCUCUCCUACAAGUACUGCUUCACCGAUUACGAGUCGUACAAGGGCGAUGCCCCGCUGAACGCAAUUCUCCACCCGUACUGCGCCAUUGCCGGUAUGGUGAGCGCCGCCGUGGGUCUGCUGCGGGUGGUGGAGAGCGCACCGACGUCAUAA
Molecule: messenger RNA, 4873 nt
Organism: Leptomonas pyrrhocoris
Lineage: Eukaryota; Euglenozoa; Kinetoplastea; Trypanosomatida; Trypanosomatidae
Exons: 1
Coding region: 764-4873 (1369 amino acids)
Source: RefSeq, a predicted model, not a curated record